Molecule: messenger RNA, 3727 nt
Organism: Scomber japonicus (chub mackerel)
Lineage: Eukaryota; Metazoa; Chordata; Actinopteri; Scombriformes; Scombridae
Gene: tgfb1a
Product: transforming growth factor, beta 1a
Exons: 6
Coding region: 1341-2492 (383 amino acids)
Biological process (GO): transforming growth factor beta receptor signaling pathway; BMP signaling pathway; SMAD protein signal transduction
Cellular component (GO): extracellular region
Molecular function (GO): cytokine activity; type III transforming growth factor beta receptor binding; growth factor activity
Source: RefSeq, a predicted model, not a curated record
UUCAUCCAUUCAUAUCUAGCAUCCUUGAACUUGAACUGUUUACAUCUGAGGCUUUGUACACAGGGAGCCGUACACAAUCAUAUUAUUGUGUUUGAGGAUGAAGACACAGUUAAGGAGACAGCUGCGCUAUGUGUGAAGUAGGCAUGAGUCGGAGGCGUUGAAAGCAAUUUCUGGUAAACUGCAGCUGUACACAGAUCACAUGCUGUUAUUGCUUUAAAAAAAAAGGGUAGUCAGAGCAGAGAGCGAUAAAGUUUGUCAGAUGUUUGUUUUUUUCUACAGGAACCUUUUUCUUCAUGGCUUCACUGCUUAGGUUUGUGACUGGAAUAGAAUAGGUUUGUGAAUGUGAGAUUGUACUCUCUUUUCACCGUGGAUAUUUGAUUAACUCUGGGCUGACUGACACAAAGCCCCUGAGAGUGUUUAUCAGGGCUGUAAAGGAAGCCCGAGGUCAUCUGAUCAAACUUAAAAAAACAGAGCCAUAUGAAGCCCAUUUUUAUUUAAACACAGGACGUAACAAUACUGUUUUCACUUCCCUAUAGAGACAUUUGAGAGGACGUGUUUGAUUUCAUGUUUAUGUAAAGAAUAAACCUGAAUGAUCUGUGAAGAGACUGUGUAGGUCAGGGAGGACAGGAAGUAGUGUCAGCUGAAAACCGUUAGAGUCAAAUAGUGAGUAAGUGUCACACAGUUUCUCUCGCAGUCGCUCGGCUGGUCUCUGAGGACAUGUAAAGAGAAACUGCCCGGUGAGCCGUACACCACUGAGCUGACACGUGGAGGUGUAUUUAUUUGCUUCAACUAAAACAGGAUUCAGUUUGAUUACAAGUUACGAGUGUGAGAACUGGAUUUGUUGAGUUUAUGUUGUUGAGUGUUGAUAGAUUGUUUUGGACUGAUAGGUCCUGUAUAAGUCCUCUAAGUGUUUGGAACACUGUCUGUGUACAUGUUUGGCUGGGCUCUGUUAGCAUUUGACAGCUCCGCUCUGGGCUCACUUCAGUGUCUGAGACGUCAUUGUGUUACCUGUGUGGGUGAGUCAGAAGCUGGCUCAUCACUCUGCUGUCUGUCUGCCCACACGGAUUCUCCACCUGCUCCUGUGCAAAGAAGACACAAGUGUUAGGUGCUUUCACAGCGGUGACACCAGUAAACCUGAACUUUCAUAAGUCUUCCACACUGCUGUAAUUGUUCUGCUGUGUGUAAACACCUUGCGUCAGGCACACCUUUCCCUUGAGUGAUUCACUGCUCCGUAAGCAUCCCAGGAUUGGAGGCGGGCAGUGAAGAAAGAGGUGAGAGAGGACUUGCUAAUAACCGGAGUUCAUCAGUGGUUGCAGAGCUGCAACAGUGAGGGUGGCAUCAUGAAGCUGGCACUCUUGAUUGCCAUGGUUGUGUACAUGGUGGGCAGAGCAUGCAGUAUGUCUACGUGUAAGACGUUGGACUUGGAGAUGGUAAAGAAAAAGCGCAUUGAGGCCAUCAGGAGCCAGAUCCUCAGCAAACUGCGUCUGCCAAAGGAGCCUGAGCCAGAUCAGGCUGGAGAUGAGGAGGUGAUCCCUCCCCCGCUGAUGUCCCUCUACAACAGCACGAAGGAGAUGCUGAAGGAACAGCAGACCCAGGUCCAGACAGACAUCUCAACAGAACAAGAGGAGGAGGAGUACUUUGCCAAAGUGCUACACAAGUUCAACAUGACCAAAAAAAAUGACACCGACAGGCCCAAGAACACCAACAUAAUAUCAAUGUCCUUCAACAUCGCCGAGAUACGGGCAAGUGUGGGAGAUUACCGCCUGCUGACCAGUGCAGAGCUGCGGAUGCUCAUCAAGAAUACGGUGAUACAAACUGAGCAGCGGGUGGAGCUGUAUCAGGUUCAGGGGACAAAGCCUGUUUACCUUGCUUCCCGUUUGAUCACUAACGAGUGGAAAGACAAGUGGCUGUCCAUUGAUGUCACAAAGACCUUGCAGGACUGGCUCAAAGGGACUGAUGAUGAGCAGGAGUUCCAACUUCAGCUGCACUGUCAAUGCAGUGACACAAAUGGCCUCGGUUUUGAAGUUUCUGGAAUUCAAAAUGGAAGGGGAGACACAGGAACGAUGCAGCAGUUGACACAGCAACCGCCCUACAUCCUGACCAUGUCUAUCCCUCAAAAUGUCAGCAGUCACCUGUCCUCACGCAGUAAACGUUCCACUGAAACAAAGGAUACCUGUACAGCCCAGACUGAGACCUGCUGCGUGCGGAGCUUGUACAUCGACUUCAGGAAAGAUCUGGGCUGGAAGUGGAUACACAAGCCGACGGGCUACUUUGCUAACUACUGCAUGGGGUCCUGCACCUACAUCUGGAAUGCCGAAAACAAAUAUUCUCAGAUUUUGGCCCUGUACAAGCAUCACAACCCGGGAGCCUCGGCCCAGCCCUGCUGCGUUCCCCAGGCGCUGGAACCACUUCCAAUCCUCUACUACGUGGGCAGGCAACACAAGGUGGAGCAGCUGUCCAAUAUGAUUGUGAAAUCCUGCAAGUGCAGCUAAAAAUACACAGCUGUGCCUCCCCUCAAACACAAAUUGAGAUGGAAGAAGUCGUGUUUGAGACCACAGACGAGAAUAUCUUGCUGAGAGUGAGAGAAAGAGAAUAAUGUAAGGAGCAGACAACGGGAACAAAUGUUUGAAUUCAUCAGGAUUUUUGUUGUCUGGCUUUCCUCCUGCGAGUCCUGCCAUUAUCAUGUUGGAAGCACAUCAAACCAUGGAUUCUUAAUAUAGAUAUCAUAGGUGAUUUUCUUUUUCUAUGUGAAUAUACUUUUUCCUUGCAGUAGUAAAAAAUAUCUGUCUUGAAAUGAAUUAAUUUAUUUGUUGGCUGGACGGAUCUGCUAAGAAGUGAUACCUGGUUAAGGUAUUAAAAAAUGAUUUAUUACACACACAAAAAGGUGUAUAAAGGAUACCAAAAGACAUGAGGACCAAAAAUGACCUCGAUGGAAGAACACUUUUCUUUUCACAGGUGGUUGUCUGGGACAUUUUUGUUUGCCACGUCAUCCCCCUAAAGAGGUCAUAGUUAAAGGUGCUAAAUCCCAGGUAUGGGAAACAGUGACUGUUGGUGUUUCCCUGGAAGAUAUUGCUGCAGGUGUUUUUGGAGAGAGCAACACCAUAAAGGACAGCAGACAACCACAGGGACAGUCCAACCUGGGGAAACUCCCUCUAACUGAGAGGCUGGAGUUUUUCAGUCAACCAAGCAACAUUUCACAUCAACCGUCCAUCAGGUUUUUGUUUGCUUUUUCAACCCACAUGAUUUUUACAAUGCUUUUUUUGUCACUCUGUUUGUGUUCAUGAUUGAAUGUCAGCUUGUCCUUAUAACGGCUCCUGAGAUGUCAAAGCCAUGAGUUAUAUCAGUGGUUGCAAGCGUGGUGACACCAUGUUUUUCUUCCCUGCGGCAUUUACAGCCAACUUGUUUUCUUUAGAUGGUGAGGGUCAGGCAUGUGGUUGUGUUGCUGGUUUUAGGGAGGAGUCAUUCAGGCACAAUACAUACAUUUGCUGUUUUUUAGUAAAUUAGGGGCGAUUUAUUGCCUUUUUUAUUUCCGGACAAUUUCUUACUCUCAUCUGAAGUGUGAUGCUUUUUGCACAACUCAGUAAUUUCCAAAGAAUUCAACUUUAGUGAUUUGUUUUAGAAAUAAAGCAACACAUUUUUUCUGUUUACCUUAUUUUUAUAAUGCACUUAACAUUUGAAAUUGUGUAAAUACAAAAAAAACCCUGAAAUAAACAUUGAUGUUAAAUUA